CUCUUUGAGGAUGACCUGCCUGCCUUGCGGUGGUACUUCUACACGAUUGCUCCAAACAAUGCCUGCGUCUUAGAGGUUCGUGCCUGUUGGGAUGAUACACUGAAGAAGGAGAAGAAGAAGAAGAAGAAGAAGAAGAAGAAGAAGAAGGAGAAGAAGAAGAAGUUAGAAGAAGAAGAAGAUAAAUAG
Messenger RNA from Dibothriocephalus latus, 186 nucleotides. Lineage: Eukaryota; Metazoa; Platyhelminthes; Cestoda; Diphyllobothriidea; Diphyllobothriidae. The record is from the annotation of a GenBank genome assembly.